This is a messenger RNA of Stegostoma tigrinum, 7137 nucleotides long. RefSeq names its product glycine receptor, alpha 4a (gene glra4a). Gene Ontology annotation, biological process: chemical synaptic transmission; regulation of membrane potential; nervous system process. Gene Ontology annotation, cellular component: neuron projection; synapse; plasma membrane. The transcript is spliced from 10 exons. NCBI's taxonomy places the organism in Eukaryota, Metazoa, Chordata, Chondrichthyes, Orectolobiformes, Stegostomatidae. The coding region runs from base 785 to 2260 and encodes 491 amino acids. The record is from RefSeq and is a predicted model, not a curated record. Gene Ontology annotation, molecular function: transmembrane signaling receptor activity; transmitter-gated monoatomic ion channel activity; glycine binding.
GCGCAUUGAGCACCUUCAGUGAACUGGAGCUUUGAGCUUAAGUUAUAAAUACAGACUUCAUCAAGCUGGUGUUCCCCGGAGUGUUGGGGACCGAGGGAGUGAACUAACUGAGGGUAUUAAACAUGUCCACUGGAGAUUUCGACAUUGAGAUGGAUCGAUUUUCUCUCGAUGCCUGGGGAAAUAUGGAUGGGUAAAUGAAGCUGAGAGCUAAAUCAGUCCUGACUCCCUGGAAUGAUAGGACAUAUUAUGGGUCGCCUCCUGUCCUUAAAUAGCUGACUGAUCUUUUAUAUGCUGUUUGUUUUAAUUUGAAAUCAUUUGAGGGAUGAAGCUAACUGAUUGUCUGAGGGUGUAAAAUGCCUGGCAAUGAUAGGGUUAGUAUCUCUCUCUCCCUCUCUCUCUCUCUCCGUCCCUCUCUCCCCUUCUCUUUCCUUCCUUUACCUCUUCUAUGCGGGUCCACGCUGCUCAUUUAUUCCCAUUGCUCCCUGGUCCUGACCAGACAAUAGUGGCUCUGAAUCCAUCAACUGCACGAACCCUUAGGAGGGUUUGCAAACAGCAGCCUGGCUGUUUCUGCCACGCCAUCUCUCCACCAGCCGCGCACUACCGCCCCCCCCCACAACCCCCUCCCUCAGUCUCUCAUUCACUGGGAGUGUUGCACCUGAUGGCUGGGCGCUUGUUCUGAGAGACCCUGGGGCAGCUCCCGAGCUGGGACUGAGCGCCCCGGGAAAUUCUGAUAUCUUCCCGACCGAAGAGGUCUGCGCAGACACGAUUGGAACUGGGAAGGAUAAUGCAGCGGCUGCUUUGCAGGUUGCUGAGCGUCACUUCGUUCCUGUGCCUAUUGGACGCAAACGGUGGCAUCAGACCAGUGUCCUCCAGGGAACCUGAGACCAAGUCCAGCAGCAAACCACCAUCAUCACCCUCUGAUUUCCUCGACAAACUUAUGGGGAAAACCUCAGGCUAUGACGCACGCAUCCGGCCCAAUUUUAAAGGUCCUCCAGUGAAUGUCACUUGCAAUAUUUUCAUCAACAGCUUUGGCUCGGUGACGGAAACGACCAUGGAUUAUAGACUCAAUGUGUUCUUACGACAAGAGUGGAAUGACCCUCGGUUAGCGUACAGUGAGUAUCCCGAUGACUCCCUUGACCUUGACCCUUCUAUGUUGGACUCCAUCUGGAAGCCGGACCUGUUUUUUGCCAAUGAGAAAGGAGCCAGUUUCCAUGCAGUAACAACAGAUAACAAACUGCUACGAAUCUUCAAAAACGGGAAUGUGUUGUACAGUAUCAGGCUUACAUUAAUCCUCUCGUGUCCCAUGGACCUGAAGAAUUUCCCCAUGGAUGUCCAGACAUGUGCCAUGCAAUUAGAAAGCUUUGGUUACACAAUGAAUGAUUUGAUAUUCCAGUGGCUUGGAAAGGAGUCGGUCCAGGUAGCAGAGGGUUUAACACUACCGCAGUUUAUCCUGAAUGAUGAGAAAGACCUGGGAUAUUGCACCAAGUACUACAACACAGGUACAUUCACUUGCAUUGAGGUCAAGUUCCACUUGGAGAGGCAGAUGGGUUAUUAUCUCAUUCAGAUGUACAUUCCCAGUCUUCUCAUUGUCAUCCUGUCCUGGGUGUCCUUCUGGAUCAACAUGGAUGCUGCACCAGCACGGGUUGGCCUUGGGAUCACCACAGUCCUCACUAUGACGACACAGAGCUCAGGCUCCAGAGCGUCACUUCCAAAGGUCUCCUAUGUUAAAGCCAUUGACAUUUGGAUGGCUGUCUGCCUUCUGUAUGUCUUUGCUGCACUACUCGAAUAUGCAGCAGUCAACUUUGUAUCUCGACAGCACAAGGAAUUCAUGCGACUUCGGAAAAAGCAGAGGCGAAGAAAGAUUCAGGGACUGGUUCACCGAACCGAAAGUGGUGAUUCGCUGGGGCCUGAGUAUGGUCUGAGGAGCAGGGAGCCAACCUUUGGGACUCUGACUCAGUUCUGCAACCUAGGCUUCAGGGUAGAGGACCAGCAGAGGGACAGCCGUUUCUACUUCCGUGGCUAUGGCCUGGGGCAUUGUGUGCCAAUGAGGGACAAUGUGGAGCUGGACGGGACCAGCCUGUUCAACUCUCCACCGCCCCCUACCAGAGACACAGAGUCCAUCCGACAGAGAUUUCUGGACAGAGCUAAACAGAUUGAUAGGAUAUCCCGUGCCGUCUUCCCACUCACAUUUCUUGUAUUUAAUAUUUUUUACUGGCUCACAUAUAGAAUCAUCCGUCAUCGAGAUAUCCAUGAGGUUUAGCUCAGUGCCAGCGAAUUUAUUGCUGAAGCAAUCUGCUGCACAAAUACGUAUAGUCAGCCAGGCUGAAGAGAGACAUGGAAACACACAUGCAUAUGUGCACAUGCAGUGACACACACACACAAUAUGAAAAUACACACUUACACACAUACAAACACAUAUGUGCAUGUAUAUAUACACACACACACACACACACACACACACGCACACACAGAUCAAGUCUCAAGAAUAGUCUGUCUUAUUUCAUUUUGGUCCAUCAUACUGAAACCAGCUACGCUGUGUCUAAACAAGUCAGAUACAGUGAUCACAUUGUGGUUUCUGGCCUGCAGUGUACCUAGUUACAGUUAUUACAAUCUGUGAGUGAUAUUCCUGUUUAGAGUUUGGUUCCAGGACAAAAAGUGUCUAUUCAACUCAUCGAGUCCUUGUCAGCCCUCUGCACGAGCAAUUUAAGUAGACCCAUUCUCCUGUUUUUCCUGUACUCUUGCAAGUUCUUUCCCUUCUGGUGCUUACCCAAGGUUAAACUAUCAAAUCAUCCUGGCAAGACAUUGAUACAACCUGUCCGGCCUUCUACACAACUGACCACAGUGUCCCAGGAAGCUAAAGUUCUCCCUUUUGCACCAUUUCUCCAGCCAUGCACAUUCCUCUCUGCAUCAACCUCCUAGUCUUAAGGUAUGGCACCAGGGAUAAACUGAAAAUCAUUCAUAGAACAUAGAACAUAGAACAGUACAGCACAGAACAGGCCCUUCAGCCCACGAUGUUGUGCCGACCAUUGAUCCUCAUGUAUGCACCCUCAAAUUUCUGUGACCAUAUGCAUGUCCAGCAGUCUCUUAAAUGACCCCAAUGACCUUGCUUCCACAACUGCUGCUGGCAACGCAUUCCAUGCUCUCACAACUCUCUGUGUAAAGAACCCGCCUCUGACAUCCCCUCUAUACUUUCCUCCAACCAGCUUAAAACUAUGACCCCUCGUGCUAGCCAUUUCUGCCCUGGGAAAUAGUCUCUGGCUAUCAACUCUGUCUAUGCCUCUCAUUAUCUUGUAUACCUCAGUUAGGUCCCCUCUCCUCCUCCUCUUCUUUUCAUCUUUACAUCUGUCUACUUCCUAGCUGGCAACAAUCUCUCUGCAGACCCUCAUGUAUCUUUUGAGUGACAUCACUGGUACUGAAGGACCUGAUAUCAAGAGCCUCAUUUUCUCAUCUCCGAGUGCUCUGCAGCCAUUAACCAUGGUUAUCAGCGGAAGGGAGGCAACCCAUCAUCCUGGAUCUACACCUCUGACCACAUAAACACCUGCAUGUUCCCUGACAAAUAAUGGAAGGUUGAUGAUGCAGAAAGAGAACGUUUGGCCAAUCAUGCUCAUACCAACUCAUUAAAAUGAGCAUGAUUACUCAUACUAAUUUCCAGCUUUUUCUCCAUAUCUUUGCGCAUUUUUUGAUGCAAGUAACCAUCCAAUGCCCUCUUGAAUGCCUCAAUUGAACCAAUCAUCAUUAUAUUUGUAGGCAGUGCAUUUCAUACCCAACUACUCGCUAAGUGAGAGAUUUUUUUCCCUCAUAUCUCCCCAGUUUCAUUUGCACAUCUUUGCCCUCUCAUUCUUGAUGUGUUAACAGAUUCUCCCUAUCAACUUUAUCCAUCCAUACAGGGUUUUGGAAACCUCAAAUAAGAUCUCCUCUCAGCCUUCUUCUCUUCAAGAAGAACAGUCCCGAUUUCUUCAAUCUAUCCUCCUCACUGAAGUUUCUCAUUCCUGGAAGCAUUCUUGUUAAUUGCUUUUGCACUCUGUCCAAUGCAUUUAUAUCUUUUUCUGUAAUGUGGUGCCUAUCACUGUACUCAAAAUGCUGGCUGAGGUCCUACAAGUGUCUUGUACAACAUGAUCAUUAUUAAUCAUGAAAUACACCUGAUGAUCUCUUCAAUACUUUUCAUAUCCUCCCUGACUGGCAAUCAUCAAUAUCUUCUCUGUCUGGAUACACUUAAGCUAUGAGGAGACCACUUCCUGAAAUGUGCAAUCCAUGCAAUUUUACACACUCUUCUGCGUAUACCAGUGCAGAGUAUACAGGGGUUAUAGAUUGUGCAAUCAGUACAUGCCCGCAAAAACGUUUUUUAAAAAUCUAUGCAUGGGAUGUGGGCAUCACUGUCAAACCACCCAGAGGACAGUUAAGAGUCAACCACAUUGUUGUAGGUCUGGAGUCACACGUAGACCAUAUCACAACCACAGAUUUCCUUCCCAAAAACAGCAUUAGUGAACCAGAUGGGAUUUUAACAACAAAGAACAGUGGUUACAUAGUCACUAUUAAUCUAGCUUUUUGUUGAAUUUGAGUUUCAAUAAUGGGAUUCAACCAUAUAUCCCAGAUCAUUAACCUUGGGUUAUAUACUACUAUACUAUCUAGACAGUAUCACAACGCCACACCACCUCUUCUUCCAACCACCUUGGAGAAGUGUUUACCUGUUGAUCAAAAUGCUCCCUGUUACAACUGAAGUGGGCCAGAAUUUAUCAGUAUUAGUGUUUUUGAAAGUCAGCAAAAGAUGACCUUUGACAAAUAUCUUUGGAAAUAUGACACCUGCUGUAGACCAUUAACCACUUGUUUAUCUCUGUCCCUGAACACAAGAAAUCAAAAUCAAAUAUCAUGCCCUGGUGAAUUGAGGUUAGGGAAUUGGACUUGACCAAAUAAAGAUCAUAAAUGACUGUUAGUAGUGUCCCUAGCUGAACCUAAACAGGACAUCUAUGAGAAAGAUGUUGCUAAAUAGGUUGACACCUUCCAUCACUUUACUGAUGAUUGAGUGUAGACUGAUGGGACGGUAACUGCUAUUUGGAUUUGUCCUGCUUUUUGGGUAUACGAUAUACCUAGGCAGUUUCUCACAUUGUCAGGUAUGUGUCAGUGUUGUAACUGUCCUGGAACAGCUUGGCUAGGGGAUUGGCAACUUCUGGGGCACAAGUCUUCAGUACUAUUGCCAGAAAGUCGUCAGGGCCUCUAGCCUUUGCAGUAUUCAGUACCUUCAGUCAUUUCUUGAUAAUAUUUGGAGACAAUCAAAUUAGCUAAAGGCUAGCAUCUAUAAUGCUAGGAACCUUAGAGAUGGAUCAUCCACUGAGCAUUUCUGGCUGAAGUUGCUGCUGACGCUUCAGUACUUUUGGAGAAAAUGCUGGAACUUCCUUCCAGAAGCUUGUUGGUUUUAUCUACUACAGUGUUUUCAGAAGGCAGUUCACCACCACCUUCUCCCAGGCAAUUAGGCAUGGACAAGAAAUGAUGCCUAGCCAGCAACAUUGACAUCCAUAAAAAUAUACCUCCCAUUCAGUCACAGUUGCAAUGCCUCCAUUGGCAAGUACAUCCAAUUAUACUGUGACUUAUUUACAUAAGAGCCUUCUAUUCUAAAUGUGAACAGAAAAAUUCUAAAUGGAAAAUGUGAUCGGUAAGUCAACACUGGCAAAAGAUUCUUAAGAUGGAAUCCUUAGGAAUAAAUAGAAAGAUAUGGAAUAUAUCUCUACCUAAUGUGCAUAUGUGAACUUUGACCCUGCUGCUUCUCUGUCAGGGAAAUAAAACUAACUGUCACACAAGUGGUAACACCUCUGACAGGAAGAAAAGAAGAUCUUUAACCCAUAGGACCUGUUUUCCUAUACGUGUUCUGCACUCUAACCUGUGUACUUACGUUAACUCCAUUUUUCCAGAUACGAUCAGCCAGCAAGAAGCUAACAGUCUCAGUCUUAAAGAAUAUCAAAUUGCUCCUUGAGCAUUGAGAUCCUUUGGUGACUGGUUCCAAACUGUAUACAAAAAAGUUUUCUAAUCUUCUCCCUGAAUGACCCAGCUGAAAUUUUAAAAUUGUAGAACAUGCUCUGUGUGGAAGCACACAAACCUCUUGUCCCAGUCUCACUUCUUUCCAGUACUGUGUUAGCAGAAUAGUGAAUUGGCUAGGUUUAAUAUUGAAAACUCUUUGUAUACUGCUGCAGUUCCCUAUCCCUCUGUCCUACUUCACGAGCCUUAUGAGAAAAUUAACCCUUUACUCUUUCUUCAGUGCUCUCUUCCAAUUUUACUCUCUAGAAUGAACUAAUUCACUUGUACUCAGGUUUAUUUUGAAAAUGUUUUUGGCAGCAUUUCACUAAGAAAAAAAAUCUAUUUAGAAAUGAAAUAGAUGGGCCAUCAGUAAGUGACUGGGGAAGCUUAUGAUGACACGUUUUAUUGAAAGAUACUGGCAUCAUAAACCAAUAAGGUAAACUUUAUAACUGAUGACUUGAUCUCACAUUGAAAUUAAUGUCUGCAGCAUCAUCUUGACCAUACAGGAGUCUGAUUACAAAUGCUGAUAUAGAACACAGAAAGGCUCUGUAUUUAUAGCAAGCAUAGGUUAGAUGCAGAUUAAAUCUCCCACUGGAGCUAUAACUAGUGAUUGGGAAAUGCAUCCUUCAGUUUUUGCCAAAUCUUGUUUUUGGCAGAGGACACCAUCUGUAAUUAAAUGCAUUUGUAUGUGAAUGCAGUUGUGUGUAUGCUUGCCCAUAUUUGUACAUGCAUGUCCAUGUACAUAUGUGUGUAUAUGUACAAGUCCAUGCAUUUGAACAUUUCCAUAAGUGUGUAGGUAUGCGUGGAUGUGUCUAGACAAAUGACUGUUCGUGUGAACUAUCAUGAAAGCAGUGGACAGGAAACACCACCAUCUUGGAAUGAAGUCGAAAGCCCAGUAUUGCCAGAGGCCCACCCUCUAUUUCCCCCAGUCGGACUGUAGUUUUAUAAAUGCACUGCUUGUUUAGCACAUGCCAUUAGAUGCUCACUGAGUAACAGAAUCUGAUUCCUUCCCAGCAUCGAUUAUUUGUGUCUGUAAUAUUUAUACUGGCUUCAGCCUUUUUGUCCAUGAAUCUAUUUCUGAUUUUUUCUGUGCCAUGUUUUCUUAUAUAUUCAAUUUUCAAAUUAAACAUC